This is a messenger RNA of Ailuropoda melanoleuca (giant panda), 2531 nucleotides long. RefSeq names its product zinc finger protein 174 (gene ZNF174). Lineage: Eukaryota; Metazoa; Chordata; Mammalia; Carnivora; Ursidae. The record is from RefSeq and is a predicted model, not a curated record. The transcript has 3 exons. Bases 761 to 1993 code for a protein of 410 amino acids.
CCAGUGGGAGUGUCCGCGACGAGCGGCCUCGGCCCCGCCCCCAGCCCAGGAUCCCGGGUUCCGCGUCCCAGGUCCCCAGAGAGGUGAGUCCGUGGCAGGUGGGCGCGGGCCACUGGCCUGUAGACGACGCUUCCGCCCCAGGCGUCAGCUCGCCGGGCUCCCACGCAGUCUCGAAGUUAAGCCGCGCGUGGGAGAGCUGCAGCUUCGCCCAGCUGGGGGGCUGCUGGGACGCCCUCUGAGGCCGGAGCGGGCGGGCCUGCCAGGCGUCGGGAGCGAGCGGCCGCCGCGCUUCGCCUGCCCUGCUGCGACCGGGGCGGGGGGUCUUCCUCGCCCUCCGUGCUGCUAGCCCCGCAGCUCCCGGGGAGAUGCUCGCGGUCGGCGUCGCCCGGGUGCCGGGGAGGUGGCGCAGGCCACCUGUGUGACAACUCGAACUUUUCCUGGGGUUUCCCGACCGCCAGUUGGGUCACGUUGCGCAAUUCUACUGAGACCUCGUGCGUUUGUCGAUGAAAUAAAAGCAGGAUUUUCCCCCAGUUCCUUUCAGGACGUUAUGACUUUGCUCCAUUUGAGACAGUUCAGGAAACUGCCAGAGGGACAGACUCUCCCCACGGUCAGGCCCUGUGCUGUCCUCGGGAGCUUGGGGCCUCUGUGUGUCCCGCCUUCCCCAACAUCUCGCUGACAUUUAGAGAGACUUCUGCGGAACCAUGAGCCCGAAGGCUUGAGCUACUUCCGGGGAGAGAGAGCCCGUCUCCUGAGCCCCAAGAUGGCGGCGAAGAUGGAGAUAACUUUGAGCUCUCAGUCUCACAUUCAGGCUUCCUCCAAGCCAGAGAGACACGUAAUAACAAAGCUGGAAGACAAACGGGGACCCGCUCUGCAAAAAGACCGCCCCGAUCCUGAGCUCUCCCGCCAGAGCUUUCGACGGUUUUGUUAUCAAGAGGUGUCUGGACCCCAAGAGGCACUCUCGCGGCUCCAGCAGCUCUGCCGUCAGUGGCUGCAGCCCGAGCUGCACACCAAAGAACAGAUUUUGGAGCUGCUAGUGCUGGAGCAGUUCCUGAACAUCCUGCCUCCGGAGAUCCAGGCUCGGGUCAGACAUCGAUGUCCAACGAGCAGCAAGGAGAUUGUGACCCUGGUGGAAGAUUUUCAAAGAGCAGCCAAGAGACCAAAGCAAUGGGUGGCCGUUUGUAUGCAAGGGCAGAAGGUGCUCUUGGAGAAGACUGGGUCUCAGCUUGGAGAACAGGAACUGCCAGACUUUCAACCUCAGGCUCCUAGGAGGUAUCCCAGGGAGAGCUCUCUGGAGGAGCCUUCCCAGGUGGGAUCUCAAGACCAGCUGAGCUCUCAUCAUUGGGAAAAAUCCCCACUCCUCCAGGAACCAAGCCCCAAAUUGCCCAGCACAGAGGCCCCCAGAAUGAAAAGUGACAACAAGGAAAAUCCACAGCCAGAGGGGGCUAAAGGAGGAAAGCCAUGUGCAGUGUCCCCUGGCAGAUCCAAAGGGAAUGGUCUGCAGAGUCCUGAGCCGAGAGGGGUGAAAAUGAAUGAACCCCGCUUGUCACGGAGGCAGGUCAGCCCCCCAAAUGCUCAGAGGCCAUUUGCUCACUACCAGAGACACUGCAGGGAACUGGAAUACAUCAGCAGCCCCCUGAAAAGCCACCCACUGAGAGAGCUGAAGAAAAGCAAAGGAAGCAAAAGGAGCCUGAGCAGUCGUUUGCAACGUCUUGGUCACCAGCCGACCCGCUCAGCAAAGAAACCUUACAAAUGUGAUGACUGUGGGAAAAGCUUCACGUGGAAUUCGGAGCUGAAAAGACACAAGCGUGUACACACAGGGGAGAGGCCCUACACAUGCGGAGAGUGCGGGAACUGCUUUGGGCGCCAGUCAACCCUGAAACUGCACCAGAGGAUCCACACCGGUGAGAAGCCGUACCAGUGCGGCCAGUGUGGGAAAAGCUUUCGCCAGAGCUCAAACCUCCACCAGCACCACAGACUCCACCACGGGGACUGAAAGCAGGGCUUCGUUCUCUCUGCUCAGAAGGAAGGCAUCUGUGUUUCUCCUUCCCCUUACUUGCAUGUAAAUCACAGACUGUCCGUGUGACUUACAAGGAAAGCAAGAAGUCCCUGAGGAAUGCCGGUGCAUGUUUGGCUGCUGAGGAGUCCCAGAAGACACCAGGGGGGUCGUGACAGAGCAAAGAGGUGGCAGGUCUGGGUGUUGGGUCAGAGAGAACUGGGGUUUCGCUAAGACAAUCCGGCCGAUCCUGCAGGUGCCCCUGCCCCUUUAUUUAUCCUCUAAACAUGUCCAAGGGUGAAUUACAUACAUACUUAAUGUACUUGCUAUCAUACCAGACAGUCUUAGUCACACACACGCUUCUUUAAUAAAGAUCAGUGACCCACUAGAAUUUCAAGGCAAAAGUUAAUUGGAAUAUAAAUCCCCUAACAUUCUUACUAUAAUUCCUGGCUGUUCAUAACAACACAUGAAGUGAGAGUUUGAACAUGUUUGUAUGAGGAGAGGAUUUCCAAGUAAACAGUGCUUUUACACACACACA